Molecule: messenger RNA, 994 nt
Organism: Pelodiscus sinensis (Chinese soft-shelled turtle)
Lineage: Eukaryota; Metazoa; Chordata; Testudines; Trionychidae
Source: RefSeq, a predicted model, not a curated record
GUAGAAAUACCGUCUAGACAGGCAACUAUUGCAUGGUGCAAAAGCGCCACACAGUGGUCAGCUAGCAACAGGCUGGGUCACCAGCAGCACUAUGGCAGCCACCCCAGGAAGUUCGUCCAGGGCUCACGCUCCUGCCACGUGUAUUUGAACCGCCAUGGCCUGAUCCGAAAGUCUGGGCUGAACACGAGCCACCAGGACGCCAAGGACGUCGGCCUCAUUAAGUUGGACUAAAAACUUCUCAAGAAGAUGAGAUGUCACAAGGAGAUUUCUGGACAUAAGUCUCUGCCUAAUUUGGAUAACAGGGCAUGUUAUAUUUACCAAGUCUUUGCCAGGCUAUGUUGUGUGUAAAAUAAAAUGGCCUAAGAGUCAAUUCUGCCUUGAUAAAUGAUAAAUGAAUGCAAAAUAUUUAAACUUCCAUGGUAAGGAGCUGAAUUUGCUUCAGUGUAGCCAAAGAGGAGUAAUCUUGUGCGCCAUGCGGCUUUGUUACUCAUUCUGUUUUUAUAUGAAAAAGGUGAGCUGUUAUUGGAAUACAGUAUUCCUUAAUGGGAGAGUUGUGCAAAGAAAUCCUCCAUGUUUACACCCAAAGUUGUAUAAAACAAAUCUCUUAAUGUUCUCAAGUGCUAAACCUCACUCUCUCAUAAAAAGGAUUAAACUGUUAACACACACAGCACCCCCCAACCCACUUCUACCCCAUUCUCUUGCUCUCUCAUCAUUCAUGAGACAAGGAAACAGCAGCAAGCUUGGUUUCAUGGUCCUUUUCCCUAUAAGUAUGGAGGUUGAAGCAUGUGCACAAGCUCCCCCAAAUUGCAAAUGAAGCCAGGAUUUGAAUUUCCCGCACUUCAUUUGCAUAAUGGUGGCCACAGGUUCUUUCAAAAACGGGUAUUUCGAAAGUGAAACCGCUGUCUAGACGAGGUUCUUUCGAAACCUCCCCCCGUUUCUAAAGAACCUUAAUGCCUGAAAAAAAAAAAAAAAAAGAGGUUUACCGGUUCUUUCG